Messenger RNA from Hypoxylon trugodes, 1658 nucleotides. RefSeq names its product mitochondrial thiamine pyrophosphate carrier 1. Gene Ontology annotation, molecular function: transmembrane transporter activity. The transcript is spliced from 2 exons. The record is from RefSeq and is a predicted model, not a curated record. Bases 446 to 1429 code for a protein of 327 amino acids. NCBI's taxonomy places the organism in Eukaryota, Fungi, Ascomycota, Sordariomycetes, Xylariales, Hypoxylaceae. Gene Ontology annotation, biological process: transmembrane transport.
CAUUGCGGCUCGAAUCUGAUAGACAUUUUGAUAGCUCGCCUAAUGUCGGCGCUAAUUCUAAUUCUCUUGUUGAAGCUUACAUGAACAUCCGUGGAAUUCAGGAGAUCGCGAGUUAAUAAUCGACCGACACUAAUAGAGUUCAUACAUUAUUCUUUUCUGAGCCCGAAAAGAAUAAAAAAAAGAAUUCUAGAAGACCCUGCUUACAUACGCACUACGGAACGUGCCGCUAACCCUUUCUUGUCUUGCCGCUCCUGCAGCUGAAUCUGCGCCAUCGGGAAACGGGUAAAAUCUCACGAGCGUCCGAAAGGUCGCGGAGGGCCGCCGCCCACAUUCGUGUUUUAGAAUAUAUACAACACGUACGACAGAUUCCCACUAUCUCGACUAGAGGUUGCCACUCUGCUAUAUCGAGUAGCCCCUAGUUUCGGCUAAGGCCGUUUCUGGAUGUAUGUCGAAGUCUGAGCGCCUUCAAGAUGAGGGCUCCCGACUUCAAGUCGUCGCCGCCGGCGCAACCGCCGGUCUAAUAUCCCGCUUCGUCAUCGCACCCCUAGACGUCGUUAAGAUCCGCCUGCAGCUCCAAUCGCACUCCCUCUCCAACCCAUCCACAAUCCUCGACCUCCGCGGCUCGCCCGUCUACAAAGGGACUAUCGGGACCUUCCGCCACAUUAUCGCAAAUGAGGGCAUCACCGCCCUCUGGAAAGGCAAUGUCCCCGCCGAGCUUAUGUACGUAGCAUACGCUUCGGUCCAGUUCACUACAUACCGAUCAACGACCAUGCUUCUGCGCCGUGUGUUUGGGGAUCGCGAAGAGGGCCAAAAAGGGCUUCCGAAAUCCGUUGAGUCGUUUGUUUCUGGUGCUGCGGCGGGCGCGACGGCUACCGCGACUACGUAUCCGUUAGACCUACUGCGCACGCGGUUCGCGGCCCAGGGCAACGACCGCGUGUACACCUCUCUCCGACGAGCGAUCGCGGACAUCCAGCGCGACGAGGGUGUGCGGGGGUUCUUCCGCGGAUUAAGUCCCGCUCUAGCGCAAAUUGUGCCGUUUAUGGGUUUGUUCUUCGCGGUAUACGAGGGCGCGCGAUUGCAUCUUGGUCAGAUCGAACUCCCAUGGGGCGCGGGUGAUGCAACAGCGGGUGUGAUCGCUAGUAUCGUCGCCAAGACAGGCGUUUUCCCCUUAGAUCUCGUGCGCAAGAGGAUUCAGGUCCAGGGCCCGACGCGUGGGCGUUAUGUGCAUAAGAAUAUUCCCGAGUACGUGGGUACCGUCAGCACGAUACGUGCGAUACUACAAAGGGAGGGAGCUAGGGGUUUGUAUAGAGGCCUUACGGUUAGCUUGAUUAAGGCGGCACCCGCGAGCGCGGUUACAAUGUGGACGUAUGAACGGAUGUUGAAUUUUCUUACUAGACGGCGGGAGAAAAAUGAUACCAUCGGCGCUUAGAAAGCGGUAGGGUAAAAGGGCGAUAUUGCAUAUAAAAUGGCAGGAUAACGAGAUUCGUAAUGGCGUUGGUAUAAAUUCCGAUAGACGCUGCUACUCACUUUGUAUAUCGUGGGUUGAGUAUGGAAAAAUUGGCGUUUGCGUUAGAUUCUAUAGAGAUAACUACAAAAGCAUUUGGUAUUCGAUUUCACGCAAAUAUUCGUUACCGUAAAUUUAGUAUCAAGCCAAGGAA